CGACGAUUGCGGAAGUAAUCCACUAACACUAUGGAGCACUCGAGAGCAUAACUCAAAACCAAAACAGUAACAUUCGUGUCGUAUUAACUCUGAAAGGAAUCUGAAAUUAAUAAGUAUACCUCAUUUAACGUGUUCGGUCAGCUCUAUUGUGAUCGUGUCGUGGCUGUGAGGUGAUUUAAAGGAUAUUAAACAAAUUGUAGACUGAAAUGGAGGACCCUGGAGGCACAGUAGCUCAAUCUGUGGCUUCACCGCCAGCUAGUGCACCCAAGUCAAAGCUGGACACAUUGUCCAAAGAUGAUCUUAUUAAAUUUACCAAAAAGCAGAUGGCUGCUUUUCAAAAGAUGAAGAGCAGAUGUGCAGAUUUGGAGAAAGAAGUUGAAGGUCUCAAAGAACAUUCCAAACACAUUACCAACAUUUCAGACGACGCCACAUUAAUACAGGAGCUGACCGAGCGGAUGGAUGCAUUAUUACUGGAGAAGGCAGAAACCCAGCAAAGCCUUGUGUUGUCCCGUAAAGAAUUGGAGCACACCAAGCAACUUGCCAAGGAUGAUGUCACAGAACUUGGACAGGCCAUUGAAGACCACAAACGAACCAUUGACCUUCUGAAGUCCACUAUGGAGGAAUCCAACAGUAAACACCAAGAUGAGGUCGCAUAUUUCCAGAAAUUGCUCAAAGAGCGAGAAGACCGCGACAGGGAGGUAGACAGCGAAAGAGAGAAACAGAACCUAACUGAGGAACCCAGUGGGAAAUGUCAUGCAGAAGAGGACAAAUGCUCCCUGGAAGUUCAUCUUAAGACUCUUCAAGCGGAACUGGAAGAGAUCCAAGAAAAAAACGCCAAAGAGAUGGCUGAGCUACAAGAAAGUCACCAAAAUGUGCUGACUGAAGCCCAGCAGGAGAUCGAGAACCUGAAAGAGGAGUUGACUCAGAGGAGUCUGCAGCACGAGGAAGAGCUGAGGGCUUUGGAGGAGGACUGCGAGAUUGAGAGGGAGCGUCUUCUAUUGCUACAGGAAGAGCUGACUGAACAGCUGGCACUCAAAGAUAGCUACCUCCAGGAUGUCCAAGAGGAAGACGAAGAACCCGGUCGCAGUUCGGGGAUCGCCAAGAUGCUGGCGCUGUCGGCACGCAGUCAAGCUGACUCCAGCCAUGUUGACGGCGACGUAACCCAAGAUGGAAGACUGAAAGCGGCCCUGGAGGACCUUCAAGCUCACAACACAAUGUUGCAAGAUGAGCUCACCCUGCUCAGUAAUGUGAAAAGCGAGCUGGAGGCAGAGCUGGAGCGAGUCAAAGAUGAGUUCCAAAUGGAGCGAGAGGAGAUGGACUUCAAAAUGACUGAGCUGCUGAUGAAUCGGGAGAGUGAGCCAACAACGACAACCCUAAAUGUCAUGAAUGUCGAGUUGGAGACAAAUGUGACAGGUGAUUCCAAGGAGCCGGUCCAAGACCAAAACCCAAUGGAACAAGAUGAGCAAGAGAAGCUCAGGGCCCAAUGUGAGGCCUUGACCCGAGAGAGGAACUCUGCUCUGGCUGAUUUCAACCACAUAAAGGACAUACUGCAAAACCUGGAAACAGAACUAGGUCAGAAAACAAACGAUUUUGUUCUCCAGUACAACGCCAUGAAGGAACAAGGUGCUCACCUCCAAUACCAGACUGAGCAACUCGGCCAAGAGAAGGAAGAAUUGUCAGUAAAAGUCAGAGAGAUUACAGAGGAGAGAAAUAUUCUGAUGCAGACCGUGGAAGACCUUAAACUCCAACUUGAGAGUCACAAUGCUGAUGGGCAAAAGCUCCAGAUAGACUUAGUGCAGGAGCUCAAUGAGUCUGUGGAAAUGCUAACCAGGCAGAAUGAAGAGAUCCUCUCUCAGCUGCAAAUAAAAGAAAACAUGACCGAAGACCUAAAUGAGAUAAUGAACACGCUGACUGAAGAGCGAGACAGAACGCAAUCCCUGCUGCUACUCCGAGAAGAAACCAUACAGGAUCUUAAAAAUGAAAAGGACAAAGACAUUGAGAGCCUGCUGGAGGAGAAGCAGGCAGCGCAACUCCUGAAAGAUGAGACGGAAAGGGAGUUGAAAAUGUUGAAAAUUGAGAAGGUGAAUGAAAUGCAGCUUUUAAAGGAAGAGAGGGACAAGAUGGAGGCAAGUCUGAAAGAGGAAGUGAGCAGAUUGCAGAAGGCUAUAUCCUCUUCAGAGAUGACUCUUAAAGACAUCUCGUCAGAAAAUGCUUGCCUCCACCAAAAACUGGAAGGGACUUUAAGUACACUUUCCCAAACCCAGAAUGAGCAAGAACUUAUGAGCUCCAAGUUAGUUACAUUAGAAGCUCAACUUGAGCAGAAAAGUCAUCUUGAAGCAACUGGAAAUUCCCUGGCAGAAGAAGCAGCACUUGAGGCUCAGCUUGAAGCCCUAAAAAACACAAAGGAAGAAAUUGCAGAGCUCCAAAUGCGCUUAGAAGAGCUAGAAAAAGAGAGAAACCUGUUGAGGAGCAGUCUUGAAGAGGCUCGAGAAGAAAGACGUUCCGAAGUCACGCUAAACGAUCUGCGGGCUCUGCAUCUGGAGAGGGACACGCUGAGAGCCGACCUGGAGGAGACGACGAGGGACGCUGAAGGGCUGCUGAAGGAUCUACACGAUAUGAAGUCACUCAAUGAGAAAAUGCAUGCUGAGAAUCAAACGUUACAAGAACAAAUAAAUCUCAUGUCCCAAGAGAAGGAAGAAAAGGUUCAGACCGACGUUGACGUUAUGGAGAGAGAACGGACAGAAUUGAAAGAACAACUGGUGGACAAGGACUCCGAAAUAUCACAGUUGAGAGCCGAGUUGGCUGCUCUGCAGGAUUCGGCCGUCAAAUCUGCUGCAGAAGAAAACAAAUCCACGGAUUUUACACAGAAAAUAGCUGCAUUGGAGAAGCACAACAAAGAGAAGGAGGAGAUGGCGAGCAAACUCAAGGCAGUGGCUGUCAAAGCAAGGAAGGAGCUGGACACCACUAAAAAAGAGGUUGCAACCCUCAAAGAGGAAAUAGCAUCUCUCAAGGCAGAGCGAGAGAAAAUGAACAUUUCAAUGAAGGACAUCAUCCAUGGUGCUGAAGGCUACAAGAACCUGCAGAUCGAUUACGACAAGCGGACGGAGCAACUGGAUAAAGAGAGAGAGAAGGUCCAGGCAGCAGAGAAACAGAUCACCGACCUGGGCAAACACCUCAACAGUGCUGUCACACAGGUCAACCUGAUUCGUAGCGAGAAGGAGGACCUUUUGGCUGCUUUGGAGACGUCCAGGAACACGGUCAAGCAGAUUGAAGCUCAGAUCCAAGAGCUGCAAAAGCACUCAGCCACUUUAGAGCGAGAUCUCGUGGCAGAGAAGGCGAUGAGAGAACAAAAGAGCAAGGAGCUGUCAAGAGCCACGAAGGAUGUGGAUGAGCUGAAAGCUCAGCUCAGCAAACAACAGCAGCAGUGCCAGCACGCCGCCCAGGAACUGGAGCAGCUACGCAAGGAGGCGCAGCAGAACUCUCUGUUAGACAUGGAGAUGGCCGACUACGAACGUCUGGUGAAAGAACUCAACGCCAAACUCUCUGAAAACGACGAAGCGUCUGAGGAGUUCAAAGCUCAAAUAAUCAAACUGAGCGAGAAGGAGGAAAUGCUGAAACAAGAAAUUGAAACUUUAAAAUCCCAGCUGGAGCAAGGGGAAGAGAAAAGCUCCAAAAUCAAACAGUUGCUGGUGAAAUCUAAAAAAGAGCUGGCCGAUGCCAAGAAGCAGGAAAACUCACUUGCACUGUUGCAAGCCUCAUUAAGAGGAGAACUAGAGGCUAACCAGCAACAGUUAGAAAGCACCAAAAUUGAGGUGUGUGACCUCACCGCUGAGCGGCAUCGCCUGCAGGACCAGCUCAGGUCUGCUUUGGAGCAACAACAAAGGACCAGCAGUUCCCUGCAGCAGCAAAUCAACAGUCUGCAGCAGGAGAGAGACAUUGCUAAGGCUGAACUUGUGGCAACCACUGAGGACUUUGAGAGUUAUAAGGUUCGGGUACACAAUGUACUAAAACAGCAAAGGAGCAAGCUCAGUGGGCAGGGGGAAAGUGACGCCAGCAGGCUAGAAAGAGAGCAGUUGUUGACUCAGGUGGACCAGCUGAGAUCCAGACUGGAAGAGAGUCAGCAGAGUCUCCAAAGCAGCACAGUAGAGCUGCAGCAGCUCCAGACUGAGCACGACACGCUUUUAGAGCGCCAUAAUAAAAUCCUGCAGGAAAAUGUUAGCAAGGAGGCUGACCUCCGAGAGAGACUGCUGUCGGUGCAGUCCGAGAACGUUGAUCUGCGGUCAGAGUUGGCUCAGGCUCAAGCUGACUCAUCUUCCCAGAUAGAGGCCCAGCGACAGACGCACAGGGAGCAGCUGAGGAAGCUGCAGGACGAGCACCGUGCCACAGUCGAGACGCUGCGAGGUCAGCUGACCCGCGUCGAGGAGCAGCUCUUCAACCUGCAGAGUCAGAAUAACACCGUAUUGGUCCACUCCAGCCGGAAGUCCCUUGAUGCUCAGCGCAGAACUACAGACCAGAAUCAGGCAGGGGUGGGACCAGUUUCCACGGGUGACCUCCAGUCUAUGGCCAGGGAGGAGUGUGAAGGCAUGGAGACCACCGAGAAUGAAAGCACCUCCCCUGCAUCUCUGGAGCACCUUCUCAUGUCACCGGACCCCAAGCAAGAGCCCUUCGUGUGGACUGUCGAGCCCACCAAAGACGAGCUGAGCCACAAGCUGAGCACGGUCACACGCAGUCUGGAGCACAUGAACAGCCUCUUGCAUGAAACUGAGGCUACCAACGCUGUUCUCAUGGAGCAGAUCAACCUCCUGAAGAGUGAAGUGCGUCGGUUGGAGCGUAACCAGGAACGGGAAAAGAGUGUAGCCAACCUGGAGUAUCUAAAGAACGUUUUGCUGCAGUUCAUCUUCCUGCGGUCAGGCAGCGAGAGGCAGGCUCUGCUUCCUGUCAUUCACACCAUGUUACAGCUCAGCCCAGAUGAGAAAAGCAAACUAGCUGCCAUUGCACAAGGCGAGGAGGAGGCGUCGGGGACUCGAGGCUCAGGCUGGGGAUCUUAUCUCCACAGUUGGUCUGGAAUCAGAUAGACCAACAUCAGAGGUCUGGAAACGUGGACGUAUGACUUUGAAGUAACAAUAAUUUGAAGGGCAAAAUAGGAAACAGGAAUGUAUCCUGACAAACGUAUUACAUAUCAUAAAAAACUAAAUGUAUUGGGUUUUUUUUUUUUUCAUUAUCAGACUUAAUGGUCUAACAAACAAGUUGAUAAUACAGUGUGUUUCUUAUACUGUGACAAUAAUACAGAUUAUAUGGUGCAGUAUUCAUUCAUUCCUAAUGCAGCUAAACCUUUCCAGGAGGUGAAGCUCCCAAGACAUUAUAAAAAAACUGAACUUUGAUAGUAAUUAGGCAAUUUUAUUUUUCAACCCUUAGCUUGAGAGUUUGUUUUUAAUUUGUUGGUUUUUUUUUGUUUUUUUUUACUCUGGUAAUUCAAUCAUCAAUGAGCCAAUUCAUUCAUCAUUCCCAAUAUAAUCUGUGUAUUUGGACCACCCCAUUGUACCUUAUAAAAUUAUAUUUUUUCAUCCACUUAACAUUUCUUUCAUUCCAUAUAUGUCUUAUGAGUGUUCUACAUUUGGUGUUUUAGUGGUCGUAAUCAAGAUUAGAUUUUGAGUCUUUAAAUCAACUAGGAAUGAACCGCCCCUUGACUAAUAUGACUGACAGAAAGUGUUUGAUAAGUGAUUGUGAAGGUGUUACUUUUGCUUUGAAUUCUGCUAAUGAACAUCAAAGUUUGACCUAUUAAGAUGUGAUUUAUUGUUUCCUGUUUUUUGGCCUCGAAUUAUAUGGAUGUUGCGUUUUAUUGUGUCAAUCGUCAUCAACAAUUUAAUCAAAUUUAUGCAAAACGGGUUUAUCGGAAUCAUUUUAUUUCUCAUCUCAUUGGCAGCUCAUUGUGAUUCCUUCCUUAUAAAUGAAUGUAUUUUUUUAUUGAGAGUAUUUAUUGUUUAUAUGGUUAGCAUCAUCCGAACCUUGCCAGUUCAAGUAAUUAUAAAUGAGAGUCUGUAUAGAAGGGAUUCGGCACUGCAGGUUGGUCAAUUUAGUGUCAAUUCUCCUUGCCUCCGUGCUUUGAAUAGUAAAUACCAUAAAAUUAACUUCUGUAAUAUUGAUGCAAUAAACAUUCAACUAAGAGCUUC
This is a messenger RNA of Syngnathus typhle (broad-nosed pipefish), 6170 nucleotides long. RefSeq names its product GRIP and coiled-coil domain-containing protein 2. The transcript has 24 exons. Bases 207 to 5075 code for a protein of 1622 amino acids. Gene Ontology annotation, biological process: late endosome to Golgi transport. Gene Ontology annotation, cellular component: Golgi apparatus. Lineage: Eukaryota; Metazoa; Chordata; Actinopteri; Syngnathiformes; Syngnathidae. The record is from RefSeq and is a predicted model, not a curated record.